Molecule: messenger RNA, 304 nt
Organism: Staurois parvus
Lineage: Eukaryota; Metazoa; Chordata; Amphibia; Anura; Ranidae
Source: the annotation of a GenBank genome assembly
CAGAAAGAACGGUACAAAUGCAGGCAGGGCGCAGGACAAAGCACUCGGGACAAAAUUGUAUUGAGUGAAUGUCACUUUUGGUCAUUUUCAAAUUUCCUGCCGUUCUGUCCCUGUACAUCCCGACGCUUGCAGGGGACGGAACCUAGAUGACAGAUGCCGGCAUCCGCCGGAUUACAUGGCCGGGGGGACACUGCAGGAGGGACAUCGCGGGAGCGCAGGACAAGGUAAGUGAAGAACAGAUGCCGGAGCAGCGCUGCAUGGUAAGCCCGAGUGUAGCUCGGGGUUACCGCUUUUGGUACUGAAA